This is a messenger RNA of Trichomonas vaginalis G3, 798 nucleotides long. Its product is annotated as integrase core domain containing protein family. The transcript has a single exon. The record is from RefSeq and is a predicted model, not a curated record. Gene Ontology annotation, biological process: DNA integration. The coding region runs from base 1 to 798 and encodes 265 amino acids. Lineage: Eukaryota; Parabasalia; Trichomonadida; Trichomonadidae. Gene Ontology annotation, molecular function: nucleic acid binding.
AUGAAAAAUAAAGGAACUCGUGAAGUGUUAAGAGUUUUACAAAAGUUUGUAGCAGAACAUAGCCCAAGUACUUUAACAUCAGACCAAGACAGUGCAUACCUCAGCAACGAAAUCACAGAAUUUCUCAUUAAGCAUAACAUAACUCACUACACUACUGAAGACCAUAACCAUAACAUACUCGGCAUCAUUAACCGCUUCAUAAGGACUCUCAGAGAUUUAAAUCAAGAGCGAGACUUUACCGAAGAAACAAUGAAACACUUUCUCGAAGUAUAUAAUUCCUCAACACAUUCUACAACAGGACAUACACCAAAUUCAAUGACACAACAAGAAGAAAAGUAUAUACAAAAGAAACGAAGUCAAACGCAAAAUAUCAGAAAUUCAACACAAUUUACCCUCAUUCCUGGUACAAAAGUUCGUGUAGUUCUUGACGACAAACCGUUGACAAAGAAACGUUUAAGGUUAAGUCGAAAUUAUUAUAUCGUAGACUCUACGCAAGGUAAUGGAUAUCUUAUAAAAGCUGCUGACGACUCCAUAGCAUUUUACCCUCGUCAUAAAUUAGUCGAAAGUAGUAAUGGCAAACUUGCUGAAACCAUUGACGAAGCAAAGCGAGGAGUGGUUAUUGAAAUACUUAACUACAACAUAAACGAUGACACUUAUAAAGUAAGAUAUGAAGGAGGCGUUGAAGAUGUUAUACCAUCUAAGAACUUGAGAGAGUCGAAGCCAACACAUCUGGGACCAUUAGAGCGGGAGUACUGGAAAGACAAAAAUAUGCCAGAAAGAAUAAGAAAAUUCUUCUAA